GCCGCCUGCCCGCGUCUGCCUGCGCCGCCCCGGGGCCCCGAGGAGCCGUUGGGGGGUCCGGGCCGAGGUCCUGUCUUGUGGAAGCCGCCGCCGCCGCCCAGCCGCCAGCCUUCCCGUUUUCUCUCCCGGCAGCCAUCAUGCUGGCGCUCAUCUCCCGCCUGCUCGACUGGUUCCGCUCGCUCUUCUGGAAGGAGGAGAUGGAGCUGACGCUGGUGGGGCUGCAGUACUCGGGCAAGACCACUUUCGUCAAUGUCAUCGCGUCAGGUCAGUUCAGUGAAGAUAUGAUACCCACAGUGGGCUUCAACAUGAGGAAAGUCACUAAAGGCAACGUCACAAUAAAGAUCUGGGACAUAGGUGGGCAACCUCGAUUCAGGAGCAUGUGGGAGCGGUACUGCAGAGGAGUCAACGCAAUUGUUUACAUGAUAGAUGCUGCAGAUCGUGAAAAAAUAGAACCCUCUCGAAAUGAACUACACAAUCUUCUAGAUAAACCACAAUUACAGGGAAUUCCAGUGCUAGUACUUGGAAACAAGAGAGAUCUUCCUAAUGCCUUGGAUGAGAAACAGCUAAUUGAAAAAAUGAAUCUGUCUGCAAUUCAGGAUAGAGAAAUUUGCUGCUAUUCAAUUUCUUGCAAAGAAAAGGAUAAUAUAGAUAUCACACUUCAGUGGCUUAUUCAACAUUCAAAAUCCAGAAGAAGCUGAAGCACCUUCUGAAGUCUUCCAGUCCUUCUUGGCUCUAAUCCUAGAAUUCUCGUCCGUUCCUCUGAAGUACUUCCCAGAAUACGGUCCUUCCUACCCCAAGAGAUUGCCUUUUUUUCAGAGUUUAUUUCUCAUAUGCACUGCUGAAGAUGUGUAUCCCUAAUCUUUCAUAAAGAAUCAGCUAGAGUUGUCGUGAUAAGGUCAGCACACACACACACACACCUUUGACCAUCUUAAAUCAAGAAGAUUGCAUAUUUCUGCUCUGGUCUUUCUGGGCCAGAUUUUUAUAUUGAUUUUCAUUAAAUGUCUAUCUGAUAUUUAAUUGUAGAGUGCAGUAGCUUACUACUGACACUGACCUGAGACAGCAUGAAGUUUCUAGUGCCACACACAGUACUUAGAAAACCUUUAGGCCUGAUUUGUGUGGGAUGAAAACAUGAUGUUUAUCGUAUCUCAGAAAUGCAUGUGACAUGUAUAAUUACACCUUAGAAAUUUAAAAUGGUCUGUGAAGUGGGAGCAGAGACAUCAGAUCAGUGUUUUUGUUGGUUCCUUGCUCUGGUGAGAACUUUGCUGGUGAUACUGAAAAUCCUUUUACUCUCUGAAGCGUCUUCAUCACCAGAGAGCAGUUGAGGAUACGGGAGGAGCCAAGGCAUGCUGUUUUGUAUCUGUCCACAUCAUUACUUUGGUCUUUUUUCUCCUUCUUAGUUCAACACACUUUUUUAAGCGGUUGGGAAUUGCUGAUUUUCUUAGAAACUUUCAUGACUUUAGAGCAUUCCAGCCAAUUUAAUAAAACCCAUUAGGACUGUCAGACUUUAUUCCAACACUUGCUCCUCUUUAGUCAUUUAACCAGUGCUGCUGCAUGACGUGCUAACUUCAGACGUUUUAUGUCCAAUCAUAAAUAAAGUUGACUUUCAGCACAGACGACACUUAGAGAUAAAUACAGAGCCUUGCUUUUCUCUCUCACUGGUAGAGGUCGGGCACUCGAUUAUUUGGUGCCAUUAGUUAUGUUGAUUAUUGUGACAGCUCUAGACCUGCCUGCUUUAUUUGACAUAAUCACGCACCAUGUCUAAAGGUUAUUUAAAAAUCAGCCACACAGAAUCGAGGGACUGAGGCUGUUCAUUGUGUGCUUCUAUCAGAUGGAGAUGAAUAAAAAUAUUUUGUAGCUUAGUGAGCUCCACAUACAUAAAGGGACAAAAUGGUUCAUUGCACUGUCACCCACCAAAGCAACUUCUGUGUUGCCUCACCCUGGGGGUGAUUCUCUGUCCUUUUGUCAAGCAGCACGUAGAUCAUACAUUCAUUUCUAAACAGGUUAAGCAUUCAACGUGUAGUAGGUAGUGUGUUCUUCAACGAACUCCAGACUGCCAUGGCCUUAAAAAUCGUCUGUAUAAAAUGCCGCACUGUGCAACACAGGCACUACUAGUUUUCCUCCAGGCAGCGUUUGUAUGAGGGGACUACUCCCAGCUUUAAAAAUUUUUUUCUUGUUCUUUGAAGCAUGUAUCUUACUUCCCCAAUGGGAUGGAUGGGUCUGUAAACAAAGUGUUAUUUCUGCUUGCUACUAUAAAUCAACACGGUCACUGUGACCCAUUACAGAUAAUGUGGCAACUUGGCUUGUGCUACAAGGAGCAAUAGGAACAAGAAUGUGUGACCACAUGGGAUCUGCAUAGGUUUGCUAAUUGACCUUAAAGUGUUUGUGUGUUCAUUGCUUUCAGCAUCUCAAGACACCCAAACACUAUUACCAUCCGUUUCCUCUGCGUUAAUCUCUGCAUGUGAAAAUUUGACAGUUAACUGAACUUUGUAAAUACGUGAAUUUUUUUUAAGUGGAUGCCUUCAUGUUUUUCUUUUUGUCUGUUUACUGCUCUUAGCUUUAUUCAAUAAACUUGCAUUUUGAGGGUUGUAUUGGCAAUUUUAACUUAAAAUGUACAUCAUGAUGGAAGGUGCUGUCUUUAUUGGAAGGGGAUGGAAAGACAAAAGUUAACAGGAGGGUCUGUAGACCAUGUGCUAGAAAGACAUCAGCUCGGCCCUCUUUGAGAUUGGGGCCUAUGAGCUAGGUAAAAUAGAAAUAAACUUUUAAAAUACCCACA
Echinops telfairi (small Madagascar hedgehog) is the source of this 2773-nucleotide messenger RNA. It is a transcript of the gene ARL8B, whose product is annotated as ADP ribosylation factor like GTPase 8B. Gene Ontology annotation, cellular component: lysosomal membrane. Gene Ontology annotation, biological process: anterograde axonal transport; protein transport. The record is from RefSeq and is a predicted model, not a curated record. Gene Ontology annotation, molecular function: GTPase activity; GTP binding. The transcript has 7 exons. NCBI's taxonomy places the organism in Eukaryota, Metazoa, Chordata, Mammalia, Afrosoricida, Tenrecidae. Bases 138 to 698 code for a protein of 186 amino acids.